This is a messenger RNA of Zootermopsis nevadensis, 1078 nucleotides long. RefSeq lists its product as uncharacterized. Lineage: Eukaryota; Metazoa; Arthropoda; Insecta; Blattodea; Termopsidae. The record is from RefSeq and is a predicted model, not a curated record.
UAUGAACGUCUGUCCUGAGACCAGCUCCACGCGCAGCUCUGUUACGAAACCGGCGCUAACUCUACUGGGAAUGCUUGGAACUAGGCGGGGAGCUUGAGACCCUGGAAACCGCACGCGGGGAACGGUCGCCCAGGUUCACGGACGCUACAGUUUACAGGCUUUCGCGUAUUCAGCAACUCAGAUUGCACAAUGAGAUCUGACCGCUGAACAACUGCCAACACUCGGCGCUGCUCAUCUCUUAAGCUGAAGUUGAGCAAAUCGUACUGGUGAUUUUGUGCAGCUUCUGGUAAAACUGCCACAGUCGACAUGCUUGCUUCCUGCAGACGACUCAGUCGCAACAGGAGUGACAGCAGCUGCAGGUAGGCGGUUAAGCGCCUUAGAGCUGGUUGGCAUGGGGACAAUAGUGUGUCUGCCCACGGCGGAGAACAUGGCGGGCAUCUGCGGCCAUGCUGUUGACUGCUUGCCGUCGCAUUUCCAGCACCGGGCGCCCACAGGCCCGCCAGGCAUGUCAACUAACUGUACCACGCAGUAUCACACUCGGCGCCGGUCGAGUGAGUGCGUCGCCUUUGUGGAGACACGGCUCGUUUCUUCACGGCGGGGCAGUUUAAAAGACGCGGCUGUAAUGAGCGGCUGUGACGACAGCAAGACCAAUACGACGUUGAAUCGCGGUGCAUGCGCGAUACUUGUGACAUCGGCGUCGCCGUCUUCCCACCGAACGUCAGCUGCAUCAACAUCGUCAGGAAGUGGUAGUCGUGGUGAUGGUGGUGGCGGCAAGAGAAGUGGUUUUCGAGGAAGUGGCGGUAAUAGAGUAACCAUCUUCUCGUUAGCACCGCAGAUUAUCGUCGCAGCUGUAUCUACGGCUAGCACAGCAACUGUUAAUCUUAUAGAGAGUCUUCAGAAGACUGCGAAGAAAAAGAAAUCUGUUCCAACAGGCAACGUGGCGACAUCUAAAGAAAACCACGUGACGACAGUAACAUCAAGUAUGGACGCGGAGCACCAGCAGCUGUCUGCACAUGAGGGUCAAUGCAGUCAAGAAGAUGAAAACAGAAAGAAGUAGAUGGAAUUUAGACUGUACUCA